This is a messenger RNA of Cherax quadricarinatus, 957 nucleotides long. Lineage: Eukaryota; Metazoa; Arthropoda; Malacostraca; Decapoda; Parastacidae. The record is from RefSeq and is a predicted model, not a curated record.
AUGGUUGCCGCUGGUUUGAUCCCUCUAGCCUCGGCCUACAACCAGUUCCUCAAGUCCUUCUCCAAGUUCAGCCACUUCAACCGUAUCCCCGGAGCAAUGCUCUCCACUGCUCGAAGUCUGACUGACGCUGACCUCAGCCUUGACGAUGGCGACAGCGCUGAAAACUCAGGAGAAAGAGUCGACGGAACAAGAGGAAGAGGAAGAAUCAGAGACGAAAUAGAGAGUGACGAGUUUGUGGGCAUUGGCAAGGUUGAUAUUAGUAGCGUUGGAGGAGCAGGGUUUGGUGGGAGUGGUGGCAGUGCAGGAAGGGGCUUUGGAGGUAAUAAUGGAGGAAGUGGCUUUGUAGGUGGCAAUGGAGGGAGUGGCUUUGGAGGUAGCAGUGGGGUAAGUGGUUUUGCAGGUAGCAGUGGAGGAAGUGGCUUUGCAGGUAACAGUGGAGGGAGUGGCUUUGGAGGUAGCAGUGGUGGAGGGAGUGCUGGAGGUGGAGGAGGUUAUGGAGGAGGCGGUGGUGGUGGCAGUGGCGGCGGCGGCGGUGGUGGCAGCGGUGGCGGCGGCGGCGGUGGUGGCAGCGGCGGCGGCGGCGGCGGCGGAAAUAUGGGAGGCCUGGCAGGCGCCAUCGCUGGAGGAGGCACACCCGGGGUGGACUACCCAAUCCUGACAGCAGUGCCAGCAACAAAUUUCACCUGCGCUGGGAAAGUACCAGGCUACUACGCCGACACUUCACCUCAGACACGCUGUCAAGUGUUCCACAUCUGUCAAAGAGGAGGGAGGAAGAACUCGUUCCUGUGUCCCAUCGGCACCGUCUUCAACCAGCAGUUCUUCGUCUGUGACUGGUGGUUCAGCUUCGACUGUAAAACUGCCAACCAGUUCUUCAAUCUUAAUAACGAGAUUGGGAAAGUUCCCGGAGGAGGAGGUGGAGGAGGUUACACUAUAAACAGUGUUAACAGUUGGGUUUAA